GUACUUGCCCACCUCGUAUAUAACCCCCGUUCAAACCGACCGUUUGCCUCAGACCCAGACCAAAUCCAAACCUAAUCACAGAUCGAGCAAAAAAGCACGGAGGCGGAGCCGCACCCACGACCGCGUCCGUCCCCCGCCAUGUCCUGCUCGGUCGCCAUCCCCAGCUCGCCGGUCUUCUCCCCGUCGCGCCGCCCGCUCUCCUGCAAGGCCGCCUCCGCCUCGCCCGACUCCGCCUCCGUCUCCUCGCCCGCGCCGCCGCCCUCCGCCGCCGGCUCGCCGCUCCGCCCCUUCUCGCUGCUGCGCGCACAGAUCCGGGAGGAGGCCUCCCCGACGCCUCAGAAGGCCGGCUCUGCCGCCCCCGCCGGCUCGGUGCUGAAGAGGCGGCGCCCGGCGCCGCUCUUGGUGCCGGUGGACGGCGCGGCGGUCGCUGCUGCCGCUGCGGCGGCUGUGGCCGCCGUCGAGUCGGAUCCGAGCAACGAGGUGGAGGAGGCGGGGGAUGAGUUCGCCGCCUACUGCCGCAGGGGAAGGGGGAGGAGAAGGGUGGAGAUGGAGGACCGGCAUGUCGCCAAGCUCGCGCUAGGCGGUGACCCCGAUGUGGCGCUGUUCGCUGUCUUCGACGGCCACGGCGGGAAGAACGCCGCGGAGUUCGCCGCGGAGAACAUGCCCAAGUUCAUGGCAGAGGAGAUGAACAAGGUUCACGGCAGUGACAGCGCCGAAAUCGAGGGCGCUGUGAAGACGAGUUACCUCAAGACGGACGAGGAGUUCCUCAAGAGGGAGGAGAGCGGAGGUGCAUGCUGCGUCACCGCAUUGCUGCACAAGGGCGGCCUCACCGUGUCCAACACAGGGGACUGCCGCGCCGUCCUCAGCCGGGAAGGAAAGGCGGAGGCGCUCACCUCCGACCACCGGGCCGCGCGCGACGACGAGAGGCAGAGGAUCGAGAACCUGGGCGGAUUCGUGGUGAACUACCGAGGAACAUGGCGGGUGCAGGGCUCCCUGGCGGUGUCAAGAGGCCUCGGCGACGCGCACCUCAAACAGUGGGUGGUCGCCGAUCCAGACAGCAGGACACUCCUCGUCGACCCGGAGUGUGAGUUCUUGUUGCUCGCCUCCGACGGCCUGUGGGACAAGGUGGAUAACCAGGAAGCCGUAGACAUCGCCAGGCCUCACUGCAUCGGCAGCGACAAGGCUUCUCGCGUCGAUGCGUGCAGGAGGCUUGUUGAGACCGCGGUUUCCAGGGGCUCUACCGACGACAUCAGCGUUCUGAUCAUACAAUUGCAGAAGUUCGCAGCUUCUUCUUAACUUGCCAUUGCUAGGAAGUAACUCUAACAGAGCGUUCGGUGUUGUCAAGGGGAUGGGCAGGAUAGGCAGAUUACCAUAUGUGACUUCGCAAGCAGAAUUUUAGGUGUGCUUGCACUAUUUUGCUUGGGGUUAACAUUCGAUUCUUUUGGAGUUCUAGCACCAUUCUUUAUGUACUUAAUUUAAUUCAAUUCCAUUCAUUCUUUGAA
Molecule: messenger RNA, 1502 nt
Organism: Lolium perenne
Lineage: Eukaryota; Viridiplantae; Streptophyta; Magnoliopsida; Poales; Poaceae
Product: probable protein phosphatase 2C 32
Biological process (GO): protein dephosphorylation
Molecular function (GO): protein serine/threonine phosphatase activity; cation binding
Source: RefSeq, a predicted model, not a curated record